Messenger RNA from Mesoplodon densirostris (Blainville's beaked whale), 1784 nucleotides. RefSeq names its product tissue factor pathway inhibitor 2 (gene TFPI2). Gene Ontology annotation, cellular component: extracellular region. Gene Ontology annotation, biological process: negative regulation of peptidase activity. The record is from RefSeq and is a predicted model, not a curated record. Bases 309 to 1010 code for a protein of 233 amino acids. Lineage: Eukaryota; Metazoa; Chordata; Mammalia; Artiodactyla; Ziphiidae. Gene Ontology annotation, molecular function: serine-type endopeptidase inhibitor activity. The transcript has 5 exons.
CGGGAGAAAGUUUGGGAGGCAGGUUCAACUUGGUGGGGAAUUCCUCUCCCGCUCCCCCGCCGCACACACUUUCCAGCGCCCAGGGGGCGGCAGGGUCAGAGCUCUCAGGGCAUGAAUCAGUCUCCCCUCAGGGCUCCGCAAAGGCGCGCUCCGCCCUGUCCCGGGUCAGAAGGACUCUCACCCUACAUAAAGCAGCGGCACCCACCACGCUGAAACUCAGACUGCCUCAAGGUUGGACGCUGUGCACCUUCCUCCGCUGGCACAUCCUGGGGACGCCUCACCCCACGGGCGGCUUGAAUCCGGACACCAUGUACUCUGUUCGCCCCCUCCGGCUGGUGGUUCUGCCGCUGCUCCUGGUGGGGACUGCGCUGGGAGAUGCUCCUCAAGCGCCGCCAGGAAAUAACGCGGAGAUCUGCCUCCUGCCCCCGGAUGAAGGGCCCUGCCGGGCCCGGAUCCCCAGUUACUACUAUGACAGGUAUACGCAGAGCUGCCGCGAGUUCAUGUAUGGGGGCUGCGAGGGCAAUGCCAACAAUUUCGAAACUUGGGAGGCCUGCGAUGAAGCUUGCUGGAGGAUACAGAAAGUUCCCAAGAUUUGCCGGUUGGAAGUCAGUAAGAGGCAGUGUGGGGAGCUCAGAGAAGUGUAUUUCUUCAAUCUAAGUUCCAUGGCAUGUGAAAAAUUCAUAUCUGGCGGGUGUCACAGCAGUGAGAACCGGUUCCCGGAUGAAGCUACUUGUAUGGGCUUCUGUGCACCAAAGAAAGGUCCAUCAUUUUGCUAUAGUCCAAAAGAUGAGGGACUAUGCUCUGCUAAUGCAACUCGCUAUUAUUUUAAUCCAAGACACAAAGCCUGUGAGGCCUUCACCUAUACUGGCUGUGGAGGGAAUAACAAUAACUUUGUUAACGUGAAGGACUGCAAACGCAUUUGUGUAAAAGCCUUGAAAAAGGGAAAAAACAAGAUGCCAAAACUUCUCUUUGCAAGUAGAAGACUGAAAAUUAAGAAGAAGCAAUUUUAACCCUUUUUUCUUUUUCCGUAUGUCAUCUUGUGAAUGACUUUAUGGUUAUAUCUGAAGGAUAAUAUGGUAAUACAAGUAAGCAAAUCAUUAGUGAUUUAUUCACCAGUUCUUAUAUGUUACAUUUUUUAAUUUGUGUAGUUUUUAUACAUAACUAGCUGCUAUUCAAAUGCGAAUCUAUUAUUUUAAAUUUAAUGUUCAACUAUUUUUUAUGAGGUUAAAUUCUUGCUGUGCAUAAGAUAUAAAAGCAAACAUGACUCACCCAGUUCUUGGGGUUGCUCUCCCUGAUUUCAGAAGAUGAUAGUAACUGAAAAAUAAAAGAAUAUGAUUAUAUUGUCUUAUAACAGAUAGGAUUAUAAAAAGGACCAGCAAAUAUAUUUAAUUUUGCAUUUAAAAGUCAGAUUAUAUUUUGGACCCAAGGAGACAAACUUGCAGACUUACCAACACUUCAAAAAAUGUUACAAAUGCUAUUAUAUAGACACUGCUAAGUUACUUCUAUUUCUACAGUGUCAUUUAAAAGAUAAUAAAAUAAAGUAACUGUUUUGCCUGAAUUAAAAAGCUAGUAAAGUAAUUACAACCAGAAAUGUUCUCCUCGGGUUGGGGUGGGGGGAUUCUCUGUCUCUCUCUCUCUCUUCAUCUAUCCAUUCAUCCCCACUCAGCAUUAAGUUGUUAAAAUUUUUGUACUGUUCAAGGUGCUUAUUUAUACUAUACCAGAGACAAUGCAUAAAUUUAAUAAUUUAAAUUCCACUAAUAAAAUAUUCCUGAUAAAUAUGAUCA